AUGGUUCAAUCCUCCGUUCUGGGCUUCCCUCGUAUGGGCAAGCUCCGUGACCUCAAGAAGGCCACCGAGGCCUACUGGUCUGGCAAGACCUCCCGCGAUGAGCUCCUCGCCGAGGGCAAGCGUCUCCGUCUGGAGCACUGGAAGAUCCAGAAGGCUGCUGGCGUGGACAUCAUCCCCAGCAAUGACUUUGCUUUCUACGACCAAGUCCUGGACCACAUCCAGCUGUUCGGUGUCGUGCCCGAGCGCUACUCCAAGUACAACCUCCACUCCCUUGACGAGUACUUCGCCAUGGGCCGUGGUCUGCAGAAGGAGGGUGUUGAUGUUCCCAGUCUGGAAAUGGUCAAAUGGUUUGACUCCAACUACCACUACGUCAAGCCCACCCUGCAGGACAACCAGGUCUUCAAGCUCGCUGCCGAGCCCAAGCCCGUGGUUCAGUUCCUCGAGGCCAAGGAGGCCGGCGUCGUGACCCGCCCCGUCAUCCUGGGUCCUGUCUCUUUCCUGACCCUCGGUAAGGCCGACCGUGGCCAGUCCGUUGACCCCAUCUCCAAGCUGGACGAGCUCCUCCCUCUGUACGCAGAGCUCCUGGCCAAGCUGAAGGCUGCCGGUGCUGAGGAUGUCCAGAUUGAUGAGCCCGUCCUGGUCUUCGACCUCCCCGCCAAGUCCAAGGCUGCUUUCAAGCCCGCCUACGAGAAGCUGGGCAACCUCGGUGACAAGGCUCCCCGUCUGACCCUGGCUACCUACUUCGGUGACAUCGUCCACAACAUCGAUGUCCUCCCUGCGCUGCACAACCUCCACGGUAUCCACGUGGAUCUCGUCCGCAACCCCGAGCAGCUCGACACUGUUGUCGCUGCCCUGGGCCCCAAGCAGAUUCUGUCUGCCGGUGUCGUUGAUGGCCGUAACAUCUGGAAGACCAACUUCAAGACCGCCAUCGAGAAGGUCGAGGCUGCCAUUCAGAAGCUCGGCAAAGACCGCGUCAUCGUGGCCACCUCCAGCUCCCUGCUUCACGUUCCCCACACUCUGGAGAACGAGAAGAAGCUCGACGAGGAGAUCCGUGACUGGUUCAGCUUUGCUGUUGAGAAGCUCUCCGAGGUUGUCGUGAUCUCCAAGGCCGUCACCGAGGGCCCCGCCGCUGUCAAGGAGCAGCUCGAGGCCAACGCCAAGUCUGUUCAGAGCCGUGCCAGCUCCAAGCGCACCAACGAUCCCGCUGUCAAGGCCCGCCAGGAGGCUGUCACCCCCGAGAUGCACAACCGCAAGUCUCCUUUCGCUACUCGUAUUGCUGAGCAGAAGAAGAGCAUCAAGCUGCCCCUGUUCCCCACCACCACCAUUGGCAGCUUCCCUCAGACCAAGGAGAUCCGCAUCCAGCGUAACAAGUUCACCAAGGGUGAGAUCACUGCCCAGGAGUACGAGAAGUUCAUCGAGCAGGAGAUCGCCGAGGUUGUCAAGAUCCAGGAGGAGCUUGACCUCGAUGUCCUCGUCCACGGUGAGCCCGAGCGCAACGACAUGGUGCAGUACUUCGGUGAGCGUCUCACCGGUUACGUUUUCACCACCCACGCCUGGGUCCAGAGCUACGGUUCCCGUUGCGUGCGUCCCCCCAUCAUCGUGGGUGACAUCUCUCGCCCGGCUCCCAUGACCGUCAAGGAGUCCAAGUACGCUGUGUCGAUCUCGAAGAAGCCCAUGAAGGGCAUGCUGACUGGCCCCAUCACCUGCCUGCGGUGGUCUUUCCCCCGUGACGAUGUCCACCAGUCCGUCCAGGCUCAGCAGCUCGCUCUUGCUCUCCGCGACGAGGUCAUUGACCUCGAGGCUGCUGGUGUCAAGGUCAUCCAGGUCGAUGAGCCUGCUCUGCGUGAGGGUCUGCCCCUCCGCGCUGGUACUGAGCGUGAGAAGUACAUCAAGUGGGCUGUUGAGGCUUUCCGCCUCUCCACUGCUGGUGUCACCGACGUCACUCAGAUCCACUCUCACUUCUGCUACUCUGAGUUCCAGGACUUCUUCCACGCCAUCGCUGCCCUGGACACCGAUGUUCUGUCCAUCGAGAACAGCAAGUCUGAUGCUAAGCUCCUUAAGGUCUUUGUUGAUGAGAAGUUCCUUGCCCACAUUGGCCCUGGCGUGUUUGAUAUCCACUCUCCGCGUGUUCCUAGCGAGCAGGAGAUCAUCGACCGUGUCUCGGAGAUGCUGCAAUUCCUUACUCCCGAGCAGCUCUGGAUCAACCCCGAUUGCGGUCUGAAGACUCGUGGUUGGACCGAGACUAAGGCUUCUCUCACCAACAUGGUGAACGCUGCUAAGCACUUCCGCAAGCAGCACGCCCAGUAA
Penicillium lagena is the source of this 2307-nucleotide messenger RNA. RefSeq names its product 5-methyltetrahydropteroyltriglutamate--homocysteine S-methyltransferase. The transcript has 6 exons. The coding region runs from base 1 to 2307 and encodes 768 amino acids. NCBI's taxonomy places the organism in Eukaryota, Fungi, Ascomycota, Eurotiomycetes, Eurotiales, Aspergillaceae. The record is from RefSeq and is a predicted model, not a curated record. Gene Ontology annotation, molecular function: zinc ion binding; 5-methyltetrahydropteroyltriglutamate-homocysteine S-methyltransferase activity.